Messenger RNA from Macrosiphum euphorbiae (potato aphid), 465 nucleotides. The record is from the annotation of a GenBank genome assembly. Lineage: Eukaryota; Metazoa; Arthropoda; Insecta; Hemiptera; Aphididae.
AUGCAGAUAAAGAUACGUCUAGAGAAAAUAAAAGAACUUUGGACUGAGUUUGAUGUAGUUCAGAAUAAUAUCGAGGCAUUAGAUACCAGUAAUGAGCAAUUGGACUACAGAGAUACGUUUGUAAAUUUAUAUUUUGAUAUAGUUGCAAAAGCAGAGACUAUGGUACAAGGUUCAAAUGUAGUUAUUGGCAUAAACAGGUUGAGUAUACCGGGCAAUCUUGCGCAAGGAGGUGACCGGGCGAUAAAAAUGAAGCCGUUAGAAUUACCGUCGUUUUCGGGAAAAUUUGAAGAGUGGUCCACAUUCAAAGAUUUAUUUUUGACCAUGGUACAUUUAAAUCCAACAAUAGCAGGAAUACAAAAAUUUGUAUAUUUAAGAAUGUAUUUGUGUGGGGACGCAUUGGUUAUGAUACAAAAUUUAGCGACCACAGGUGACAAUUACUCGAUUGCAUGGAACACUGUCGUAUAA